Pecten maximus is the source of this 492-nucleotide messenger RNA. Its product is annotated as scavenger receptor class A member 5-like. Gene Ontology annotation, cellular component: membrane. The record is from RefSeq and is a predicted model, not a curated record. Bases 33 to 428 code for a protein of 131 amino acids. Lineage: Eukaryota; Metazoa; Mollusca; Bivalvia; Pectinida; Pectinidae. The transcript has 3 exons.
CAAGACGGGUGAUAACCAAAUGCCCGAGGAACAUGGAGCUAUUGAAAAUUCAGAUUGUACUGCUUCACAUAUCAACUGUGUUAUCUACAGGCGAAUUUGUGCGUUUAGUGAAUGGAAGUAGGCCUAAUCAAGGCCGUGUAGAGAUUUACCAUAACGGACAAUGGGGAACGAUUUGUGACGACGGAUUUCGUGAUGAUGAAGCCAGAGCUGUUUGUAGGGCACUAGGCUACAGAGAUGGAAACCCAUUUACAAGUGCAUAUUUCGGAAGAGGAUCAGGACAUAUAUUUGUGGAUGAUUUACAGUGUAGUUCUACUUACCCUACUGUGAAUAUAUUGGUACUAGGAACAAUACAGUGUACUUUUAGCGGUUGGGGUGUAUCUAAUUGCAGUCACAGUGAGGAUGUCGGCGUGGAAUGUGAAAGUAGGUAACAUCGCAAGUAGAAAUAUAAUACUUCUACUUCUUUGAAAGUAACGAUGGAAAUCAUCUUAAUAU